CGUAUGCGUCAGCAACAGGUUGUCAAGUUGUGAGAACACGUUUUCGCGUUUUCUAUUUUCAACGCUUUAUUUAUGGAAUAAGAUGAUCGUGCAAGCAACGAUAGGACAUUCACGGAUCACGUCUACUCGCAAAUACACCUGGGGGAACAAUUUUUAAAUAGCAGAUUGAUAAAAGUAAAUAUUCUUCAGAGCAUACGUAACAAAACUUUAAAAAACAUGGAGAGAGCACAGACAACCACGUAUAUAGGAGGUGACAACCACCUUUUAGAGUAUUGGGAAGAAUAUCAAAAAAUGAUGGAAGAAACCAAACUAUUGGAUGAUUACCUCGAAGAGGAAUAUCCACGUAACUAUGAUGAUGGCGAAGAGGAAGCUGAAUGGUUACGUACAGCUGGUUUAGGACAGUUGACGGAAGCAUGGAAGGCUGGAAGAGAAGUACUGCCAGACGAAUUGGGCGCAGCAUUACGUCCGUUAUCGCGAGCACAAGCUGAAGCAGUGAGACGUCGCGUUAAGUCGCUCAAUCAUACGGUGAAACAGCGUUUUAAUCAACGACAACGUGUUCGUAAACCGGAUAUUAGAGAUGUCUUUAAAGAUAUAGAGGCAUCUAGUACUGGAACGAGAUCGCGUAGUGCCACACCCGAUUCUUUAGAUUCCGUAACAGGUGUAACGCCAGAGAAUGCUUCGCCUCCGUCACUGGCAACGGUUACCAUUGAUGAUGCCCAUCAUACAAGUACUGUUACCGUACCAAACUUUGUAUCGGUUUUUCAUCAAUUACCAAAAGAGACGGUACGUAGAACACCAAGCGCGCCAUCGUCGGCGGUAGACACGGCGAUAACAUCGGGAUCGGUGUUUCCUUUCGGACAUGUCUCUUCAAGUGGAUGGGCCGGAUAUUCGUUACGAGGAGACGUUGCUAACGAUUCAGAAGGAAUUCAGCUGACAAGCUACCAGAGAUUGGGAACGAUACACGCGUCGAAAUCCAGUAUACAAAGACGAAGCGAAAGCGAUCCUAGCGAAGUAGCAAAUGCGACAGACUUGGGCGACGCUAUCGAGAACACUCCAACGGAUACUACGUUGAGAAGAAAUUCGGGCAAUCACGCAACGGUAACCCGAAGUCAUAGCAAUCUGUAUGGAUUAACAAGACCAGUGGACGAACGUUUGAUUACUCAUCCAUUGAAUCGAACAUCCUCUCACGGACAUUUGAGUUUCGAAGAAAUGUGUAGAACGAACGAUGUAAACUCGGAAAUCUGGAAGUCGGAAGAUCUUGCUUUGGCCGACGACGUACAGAAUCGGCUGGGAGUAGAAACGCUUACGCAGCGAGAUUUGACCAGGUUACGACCAUUACUGUGGCUUGAACUUACCGCGGUAUUCGAUAAAUAUAAUCUACCAUUGAAAAAACGGAAACCGAAUAAGCGUCGGACGAAAGCUGGAAACUUGUUCGGGGUUUCGUUGUCGACUCUUUUACUUCGAGACAGUCAAUUAUCGUCCGAGGAGAGUAAUAUUCCACUGGUAUUUCAAAAGGUUCUUAACGAAUUAACAAGACGAGGCAUAAAAGAGGAAGGUAUUCUUCGCGUUGGUGGACACAAGCAAAAAGUCGAAUCGAUGUGCAGACAGUUGGAAAUGGAUUUUUAUUGCAAGCCGAAAGAAAUGGACAAGUUGUUUAAAUGCAUGUCGUGCCACGAUUUGUCGGCAGUUUUGAAAAAGUUGUUGCGUGACCUGCCACAGCCGCUACUUACCGUAGAGCUUAUCGACGCUUUCUACCAAAGUCACGGAGUGAAGGAUCACCAGGAGUUGUCGCACGCAUUGAACUUGCUUGUACUAUUGCUGCCGAUAGAGAACCGGUGUACUCUGAAGGCGUUGGUUAAAUUUUUCGAAUUGAUCGUGGAAAAUCAAGCGUCGAACAAAAUGUCGAUCCACAACGUAGCGAUGAUAGUAGCACCGUCUUUGUUUCCACCGCGAUACAUUCAUCCGCGUGAUCGUACCGAUUUGACCGCUCAGCUUAAUAUGGCUGCCAUAUGCUGUCAGGUAACGGAAGUUCUUCUCGUUAACGGGAACAAAUUGUGGUAUAUACCGAACGAACUUUUGAAUCAGUUACACAGACAUUCCGAGGAAGAAAGAUAUCGAAAGUAUAGAAAAAAGUUUUAUUGAUGUUUGUAAGAUUCGAAGGAGGGGAAAAAAGGAGGAUAAGAUAACAAAAGAGAGGGGCUUGUCCGUUUCGCUUUAAUAAGUUAAUCGAUGGAUGAAUGAUUUCUGAGAAGUCAUUGCCGACAGUUUGGUUGAUCGCAUUAGAACUCUUAGAGCCGAGUGGCACAACCCUUAGCCCAUAAUGCCAUCGCAAUGGCACGGAAUUACAUAGUUUGCUAGUCGGCGAUUUUCUUUCAACGUAUCUCUGUACGCGAUGAUAAUUCGCAACUGAUCGUUCGUUCGAGAUGCGAUUAGUUUUAUCGAUUUUCACGCGUUUCAAGGUGCAAUAGGAAGAGAUUCUAUAGGAUAUCUUUGGAUAACGUUCGUAAGACGAACAUACAAUUCGGAAAGAGAAAAGCUCGUUGCCGCGAUAAAGUUUCGUCUUCGAUCAAUCGACCGUACGUUUCGAAGUUGAACGUGCCUGCGUGUUAGAAAGGCCACGUUAUUCGUUCUGGUGCUACGUUAAACGGAUAUACGAGUUAAAAGGCGAAUUGAGACGAAGCUACGAAUAAUUAACAAAUUUACAGAUUUAUAUGUCGUGUAACAAGGCGACUUUAAAAAAAUAUGCGCUGUACCGUGUGUGACUAUUGUAAUUUAUUACUAACGAUAGCGUGCGUGCGCGUUCGUGUGUGCGUGUGAAGAUUUUGCAAUUUAUAGCACAGCUAUGUGGUAAUAUCUAGUUUAUUUUCUAACCUCAUCUUCUCGUCAUCUUUCCUUUUUACUUAUAAACGCGUAUCGAUAAUUUAUCGUUACUCGUUUCGUAAUAUUGCUCGAAGCGAAUGAACGAAACGAGAGGGAAGCGCGCAACGAAUCGUCGCUGAUUUUUGCCGAACGUUGACGCGUAUCGUUUCGCCAAUUCUGCCUUUCUUCCAUCCUCUUUCAUGCGCCAUAUUACUGUAAGCGAUUGUACAUAUUACUCAACGUAAGAUCGUUACAUUUGUGUCAAUAAAGUGCCAAAGAAAAUAAA
Molecule: messenger RNA, 3145 nt
Organism: Bombus terrestris (buff-tailed bumblebee)
Lineage: Eukaryota; Metazoa; Arthropoda; Insecta; Hymenoptera; Apidae
Gene: conu
Product: rho GTPase-activating protein conundrum
Exons: 11
Coding region: 217-2142 (641 amino acids)
Biological process (GO): regulation of small GTPase mediated signal transduction; signal transduction; regulation of actin filament polymerization
Cellular component (GO): cytoplasm
Molecular function (GO): GTPase activator activity
Source: RefSeq, a predicted model, not a curated record